AACCGUCUUUCUACAGAGAUAGAAAAACAAAUGUUCAGUAAUCUGAAAUAAAUUAGUUCUCUUCUUCAAUGGGUUUUCAUCUUCUAUCUUGCUCUUCCCAUUUCCAUUAAUGGGUUUUCUCAUUUCAAUCCCAUAAAGAAAAAAGAAAAGAGAGGAUGCCGCCAGGUUGGUUCUCCCUAAGAAAGUCCCUCCAUUGCAGGUCAAAUCCAUCAGAUGUCCACGAACCAAAAGUCUUUAACAACAAUGCCAGUAUUCUAAGCAGCUUACCCACCAAGAAAAAAGCAUCUGGCUGUUCAAGAUCAAUCUCAAAUCUCAGAGACGUCAUCAAUGGCAGCAAGCGAUACACAGAAAAGGCUCCAUCUUGUAGCCCAAGGUCAAUCGGUAGCAGCGAUUUUCUAAACCCAAUUACCCAUGAAGUUGUUUUCAGUAACUCAGCCUGUGAAAUCAAAAUUACAAGCUUGAUUGGUACCCAAGAAGGUAGCAAAAAUGGAAACGCCGUGGUCGCCGCCGCCGGCGGCGGCACCAGCGGCCAAGAAUUUUUGGGUACUGUCAGGCCUGGGACUCCUGUUCCUCCUAUAGGGCCUAGUAAUAAUAAUAAUGGAGAACAGAGAAGCUUUCCAGGUAGAAGAGGGAGCUUUGGACUCAAUACAGGAGGGAUGCUUCCUCCCAAACCAAGGGCGUCUUUUAGGGCAGAUUGUACUUCAAAUGGAUCUUUCUCUAAUUGCCAUAAAUGCGGUGAAAAGUUUGCAAAAUGGGAAUUUCUUGAGACCCACCAUCUCUCUAACCACGCUGUGACUGAACUGGUUGAAGGAGAUUCAUCAAGGAAGAUUGUAGAGAUGAUAUGCCGAACGGGUUGGCAAAAAACAUCAGAAAACAGUAAUCAGAUCGAGAGGAUUUUGAAAGUUCACAAUAUGUCUAAAACAGUAUCCCAAUUCGAAGAAUACAGAGAAUCGGUGAAGGUGAAAGCCAGCAAGUUACAGAAGAAGCAUCCACGUUGUCUAGCCGACGGGAACGAGCUUUUAAGGUUUCACGGGACCACCGUCGACUGUUCAAUCGGUGAAAAAGGGUCGUCCAGCGUUUGCGUUUCAGAGGAUUGUGGCGUUUGUCAAAUCUUGAAAAAUGGGUUUGUCACCAAGAAGGAAGGCGUUUUCACGACCUCAACUAGCGGGAGUGCUCUUGAAGGAGCAGAAUCCAGCGACGGCGGAGGUGAACAUCAGCAAAGGAAGAAGGCGUUGGUUGUGUGUAGAGUGGUUGCUGGGAGAGUUCAUAGAGCUUUGGAGAAUUUAGAUGAAAUGGUUGGACAAACUGGGUUUGAUUCAGUAGCUGGAAAGAUGGGUGUUUAUUCAAACAUUGAAGAACUUUAUUUACUGAACACCAAAGCUCUUCUUCCCUGUUUUGUAGUUAUAUUCAAACCAUGAAAAUGAUUGGUUUAGCUUUUUAGCUUCAGAAGUAAUGUUGUUCAUCAAUUAUAUAUUGCAUGUUAAUGUUAUGUUUUCAAGAUUCAAUUUUUCUUCA
This is a messenger RNA of Impatiens glandulifera, 1515 nucleotides long. RefSeq lists its product as uncharacterized. The record is from RefSeq and is a predicted model, not a curated record. The coding region runs from base 156 to 1418 and encodes 420 amino acids. NCBI's taxonomy places the organism in Eukaryota, Viridiplantae, Streptophyta, Magnoliopsida, Ericales, Balsaminaceae. The transcript is spliced from 2 exons.